Molecule: messenger RNA, 1877 nt
Organism: Bactrocera latifrons
Lineage: Eukaryota; Metazoa; Arthropoda; Insecta; Diptera; Tephritidae
Product: potassium voltage-gated channel subfamily H member 8-like
Exons: 12
Biological process (GO): potassium ion transmembrane transport; regulation of membrane potential
Cellular component (GO): membrane
Molecular function (GO): voltage-gated potassium channel activity
Source: RefSeq, a predicted model, not a curated record
AAAUAAAUUUUCACGGAGCUUAUCUAAGCGUCAGUGUUACAUCUGUUGCAUAACAGCUUGACGUCGGGCAGCGUGUGAGUCCAGCUUCCUACAACGCUCACGCUGGUAAGAAGCGUUGAAAAUAUUUGCACGUCGCUUAGCUAGAGUGGCAACAUUGGCGGUACGACGGGCUUGACGAGCGACAGCAUCGAACUGAAUACCGAAAAACUGGUKGCUGCGCGUUCAUUGAGCAAAAAUAUUUUCAUCGUGAGAAGAAAUUAUAUAAAAGACCCUACAAUCCAAUGCCAGCCCGAAAGGGGCUGCUUGCGCCCCAAAAUACCUUCUUGGAUACGAUCGCAACACGUUUCGAUGGCACACAUUCAAAUUUCGUGCUUGGCAAUGCGCAGGCAAAUGGCAAUCCAAUUGUUUAUUGUUCGGAUGGCUUCGUGGAGCUGACAAGAUAUUCGCGUGCGCAAAUAAUGCAGAAGGGAUGCUCGUGCCAUUUCCUGUACGGUCCGGAAACAAAAGACGAGCACAAACAGCAAAUUGAAAAAAGUCUGAUGAAUAAGACCGAAUUGAAAUUGGAAGUUAUUUUUUACAAAAAAGAUGGUUCGCCGUUUUGGUGUCUCUUUGACAUUGUGCCAAUUAAGAACGAAAAACGGGAUGUGGUGCUCUUUUUGGCAUCACACAAGGACAUUACACAUACAAAGAUGUUGGAGAUGAAYGUAAAUGAAGAAUGUGAUAGCGUUUUUGCCCUUACAGCUGCUUUGCUGGGCGCGCGUUUUCGUGCCGGUUCCAAUGCUGGCAURUUGGGCUUGGGCGGCCUGCCAGGUCUGGGCGGUCCGCCGACGUCGGAGUCGGAUGCUGACGGCAUGGAGGGCAAUAAUCUGGAUGUACCUGCUGGCUGUAACAUGGGACGGCGACGUAGUCGCGCGGUGCUCUAUCAACUAUCCGGCCACUACAAGCCGGAGAAGGUGAAGACGAAAUUGAAAUUAGGAAAUAAUUUAUUGCAUUCAACGGAGGCGCCUUUUCCCGAAUACAAAACGCAAUCAAUAAAAAAGUCACGCUUCAUUCUGCCGCAUUACGGUGUUUUCAAGGGUUUUUGGGACUGGAUUAUAUUGGUGUCCACCUUCUAUGUGGCCGUUUUGGUGCCAUACAAUGCGGCAUUCGCGAAAGCUGAUCGUCAAACCAUGGUGUCGGAUGUUAUUGUCGAGGCGCUGUUCAUCGCAGACAUUUUAUUGAAUUUUCGYACAACGUUCGUCUCGAGCAAAGGUGAAGUUGUCUCCGAUUCCAAGCUGAUUGCUAUUAACUAUUUGCGCGGCUGGUUUGUUGUCGAUUUGCUGGCGGCGCUGCCGUUCGAUCAUCUGUAUGCGUCGGAUCUAUAYAAUGGCGAGGAGUCGCACAUUCAUUUGGUGAAAUUGACACGCCUGUUGCGCCUGGCACGGCUACUGCAAAAAAUGGAUCGAUACUCACAGUACACCGCCAUGAUACUGACACUGCUGAUGUUGUGCUUCUCGCUGGUGGCGCAUUGGUUGGCCUGCAUCUGGUAUGUCAUUGCCGAAAAGGAGUACAUGAUGAAUGAUAGCGGCUGGGAUAUAGGUUGGAUGCACGCUUUGUCUGAGCGCUUAAAGAUACCCAUCACAAAUAUCACUAACGCUGAGGCCUAUUCGACAGCGCUGUAUUUCACCUUUACCAGCCUAACAUCGGUGGGGUUCGGCAAUGUAUCCGCGAAUACGACGGCGGAGAAAGUCUUCUCCAUUAUCAUGAUGCUAAUUGGAGCAUUAAUGCACGCCGUCGUGUUCGGUAAUGUGACGGCGAUAAUCCAGCGCAUGUAUUCCCGGCGUUCAUUGUACGAGAGCAAAUGGCGUGACUUAAAGGAUUUUAUAGCGCUGCAUCAG